Messenger RNA from Cheilinus undulatus (humphead wrasse), 3227 nucleotides. It is a transcript of the gene ythdf3, whose product is annotated as YTH N(6)-methyladenosine RNA binding protein 3. Gene Ontology annotation, cellular component: cytoplasm. Gene Ontology annotation, biological process: mRNA destabilization. The record is from RefSeq and is a predicted model, not a curated record. Gene Ontology annotation, molecular function: N6-methyladenosine-containing RNA reader activity; mRNA binding. The transcript has 5 exons. NCBI's taxonomy places the organism in Eukaryota, Metazoa, Chordata, Actinopteri, Labriformes, Labridae. The coding region runs from base 383 to 2194 and encodes 603 amino acids.
GUCACGGAGCAGCAGAUCGGAACGGAAGCAGAGUAAAAAGCCUAUCCGCCAUUGUGGGAUAUGGUGAGGGAUAUUCCAGUAAGACACUAGUCACUUUGAGAUUGACUGUUCAAAACUCAAUCUGUGGCAGGAACCGACACAUUCACCGACGCCUUCUCCUGCAAACGUAAAGACGCCGUUUGUAACAGCCAGAAGAACCGGAUCGUCGUCAGGUCUGAGGACGGGAGGAAAACGCCGCCUUGUACCCGCUACAGAGUGAUUGGACAACCCGAGAGACGAGCCAGGAAAGCACCGGAGAGCCGAGCGGAAAGAGAGAGAGAGAGAGAGGCAGGGGAAGCCGUGGACAGUCUCACUAACAGCGAUCAGUUUCGGUUCUUGGAGGAUGUCUGCAACCACAGUCGAUCAGAGACCUAAAGGACAAGGAAAUAAAGUGCAAAACGGAUCGAUGCAUCAGAAGGAUGGAGUGAAUGAUGAUGAUUUUGAGCCUUAUUUAAGCGGCCAGACAAAUCAGAACAACAGCUAUCCACCAAUGUCUGACCCCUACAUGCCAAGCUACUAUGCUCCAUCAAUCGGUUUUCCUUACUCUCUGGGAGAAGCUGCUUGGUCCACAGCAGGAGACCCCCCCAUGCCCUACCUAACUACCUAUGGACAGAUGAGCAAUGGCGAACCACAUUUUAUCCCUGACGGUGUUUUCAGCCAGCCAGGUGCCCUGGGGAACACCCCUCCCUUCCUGGGUCAGCAUGGUUUCAACUUUUUCCCUGGUAAUGCGGACUUUUCCACCUGGGGUACCAGCGUCUCUCAGGGUCAGUCCACGCAAAGCUCGGUCUACAGUAACAGCUAUGGGUACGCCCCCAGCUCGCUGGGUCGGGCUAUUACGGAUGGACAGGCAGGGUUUGGAAGUGACACACAGCUCAGUAAAGUUCCAGUCCUGAACAGCAUUGAACAGGGUAUGACAGGGUUAAAACUGGGUACGGACAUGGUGGCAGCUGUCACUAAAACCGUGGGCUCACCCCUCGGAGGCACGGCAGGUAUGAGCAGCAUAGCGGCCAAUAGCCUCCCCCCGUCUGUUAGCUCGUCAGCACCUAAACCCGCCUCCUGGGCAGCCAUCGCCAAGAAGCCGGCUAAGCCACAGCCCAAGGUCAAACCCAAAGCCAACAUGGGGAUGGGGGGAGGUGCCGCCAUACCCCCACCUCCUAUAAAGCACAAUAUGAACAUUGGUACUUGGGACGAUAAGGGCUCUCUUAACAAGCCCACAUUAGCUCAGACUAUGAUGCCCCCACAGCCUCUGGUGCAGCAGCCCCUCCUCGCUCAGCACCAGCCCCUACUGCAGAACCCCCUCCCCCCUCAGCCUCAGCACCAGCCCCAACACCAACACCAGCCCUUCCAGCUCCAGUCUCUCCAGUCCCCCCAACACCCUCACCCUCUCCCCCCUGGCCCCCCACACCUGCACCUUACCUCCCAGCCUGGUCCCCCACAGCCCCUUCAUCAGCAACAACCCCAACAGCCUGGGCCACCCCCCAACCGCUGGGUGGCUCCUAGGAACCGCGGUGAGGGCUUCGGUCUGGGUGGGGGGGUCCCAUUGAGUGCCUCCCCUUGCUCCGGAGAAGUACAUCCCGUGCUGGAGAAACUCCGUGCCCUCAACAACUACAACCCCAAAGACUUUGACUGGAACUUGAAAAACGGACGUGUUUUCAUUAUCAAGAGCUAUUCAGAAGACGACAUCCACCGCUCCAUCAAGUACUCUAUCUGGUGCAGCACAGAACACGGCAACAAGCGUCUGGAUGGUGCCUACCGCUCGCUGGGCAACAAGGGGCCCCUUUACCUGUUGUUCAGCGUCAAUGGCAGUGGGCACUUCUGUGGCGUGGCCGAGAUGCGCUCGCCGGUGGACUACAAUGCCUAUGCAGGCGUAUGGUCUCAGGACAAGUGGAAGGGCAAGUUUGAGGUGAAGUGGGUCUUCAUCAAAGACGUGCCCAACAACCAGCUGCGACACAUUCGGCUGGAGAACAAUGACAACAAGCCAGUGACCAACUCCAGGGACACUCAGGAAGUGCCUCUGGAGAAGGCCAAACAAGUGCUUAAAAUAAUCGCCACUUACAAGCAUACCACCUCAAUCUUUGAUGAUUUUGCACAUUAUGAGAAACGUCAGGAAGAGGAGGAGGUUCUGAGGAAGGAGCGCAAUAGAAAUAAACAGUAAGCUUCAAGCAAGCUCUCUGCUAGAACUGCAACACUAAUGACGUAGGACCUUAAAUACAAAUUUUUGCCUAACCACGAGGAGGAAAGGCUCUCAAAAUCUUUCCGCUGAAGACGACAAUGUAUCUGAACACUUGAACAUGACGCUAGGUGGACUCAUCUGUAUCUGGUGCAUCAAACCCUGUGUUCCUGUCUCACAAGAAAAAAACAGCGUAACCCACUUCCUCUAAAGCACUUUCAGUCCUCCUAAACAGCCUCUACCAUCACCCUUAACUAUCUAACUGUGUUCUUCUUUGAUUUUGUUUGUGAACGACUAACUGACUAACCCGAGUAGUCAGCAGAUUUCAAAGGCUUAUUUGUUAAUUUCUUAAUGCCUCAGUUGUUUGGGAGAUCAGCGAGCUUCAUGAAGAGAAUUAAAGAUGAUAUAUAUAAAUAAAUCUACUUGAAUCUGUAUUCAGACAUCUGAUCCUCCUUAGACAGACGUUCGGAUGAUUGACAGGUGGGAUGAAUAAUUGGGAAUACAGCCACAAUCAUGCCAAUCACAGGACGAAUCCUUCCCUCUACCUGUUCCCUUCCUUUCUGCAUCUGUUUCUGUGUACCAAAAGAUUACAAUUAUGCAGCAGGCUGGCAAUCAGCCGGCCAGUGCACAUCUUUUUUUUUCUUCUCUUGUGAUUCUGUCAUUCUGAAGUGCAUUUGUCUGAGGAGAAACCUGCUGCUCCGGUGUCGAUGUACUCUGCUGUACCUCAGGCUCAAUCAGACUGACUGUCCAAAACAACUCUGUGCACUUUUGGGAGAAACCCCCACACAUCACUCUCUUCUUUCUGCUUGGCUUGACCGGGACUCCCCCCCCAAAAAACGGCAAGACAUCAACCACAAGGAUGUGACAGUUUUCUCCUCUAGGUGACUCACUAGCUAAAUAAAAUUACCCAUGUUUAGCGCAAACCUCUGCUUUUGUGUUUUACUCAUUUGCAUCACAGAUAAAAACAUAACCUCGAUGCUUCAUCAUGUCACAAAUAUACACUGGGACACAACUCUCC